ACUCAUCUGUAAGCUAUUUACUCGGAGUCUUGAAAGAAUUUGGAAAGAAUUUUCGCCCUAUGCGAAGGGCUGUGUUGGGUUUACGAUGUCUAGAAACGCUAAACAACCGCCGAGACUGUCGCAGAACCUCAUAGAAGUUAAAAGCAAGUUUUACGCAGAGUUUCGUCGUUUUUCUGCUGACAAAGCCAAAGUGAACAAGUAUGAUGAGUUCUGUACGCUUGUGGAAACAUUGCACCGACUACAGCAGAUUCCCUUUGUCAUCACUUAUACCGAUCCAAUUCAUGGGGAUCCUUUACCUAUUAACAAUGACGAUAACCUGAAAAAGGCCUUGUCAAUGGCACAGCCCUUACUUAGGCUAAUGGUGCUACGAAAAGAUGAUGGAGAGUUCCAAUUCAAUGGCUAUGGCACAUUACCCAUGAAAAAGAAGAACCCCAUUAGCAAGUUGAUCCACAACGAACCGCUGCCAAAACCUCGACCACAGAUCAGCAUGCCAGAAGAUUUCCGUCGCGUUUCUGCUAUCAUCGAUGUUGACAUCGUGCCAGAGACACAUCGCAGGGUAAAACUUAUGAAAAACGGGUCGGACAAACCUUUAGGAUUUUACAUUCGUGAUGGAACGAGUCUUCGUGUCACCUCUCAUGGCUUGGAGAAAGUGCCAGCUAUUUUUAUUUCACGUCUGGUGCCUGGCGGGUUGGCUGAGAGCACAGGUUUGCUGGCGGUGAACGAUGAGGUGCUAGAGGUAAAUGGUAUUGAGGUGUCUGGUAAAACCCUCGACCAAGUGACAGACAUGAUGGUGGCCAACAGCUCUAACCUCAUCAUCACAGUCAAACCAGUCAACCAGAGACUGACGCUAGCCUCUCAGCUCGCCAAAGUGGGACGCAACUCCCAGUCUUCGCACAUAUCCCAGAAUUCCACAGGCUCGCUCCAUUCCCACAAGUCCACCAAAUCUGGAGAAAGUGACACUGUUAUCGAGCACUCAAAAGAGGAUGACGACGAAGAUGAAGUGCACGAACAUAUUAAAACUCCGCCAAAGACGACAAAGGCAGUGUCCAACAACAACAACAAGGAUAAGGCAGCCUUACUGAGCCUCUAGCAAUUACUUCUGUGGGUCACCCUAGCCCUUCUACACAUAUUUUUACAUCAACAUCUUUUCAGUGACAGUCCAGUUAGGGGCUGAAGCAUUUGUGUACAUUCAGUUGGUGCCUGUGUAUUGCAAGGCUGUGACCUGCCAGUCUAUUCAAUUUUGGGACCAAAAGCUGUAAGGUGUGCACAACAACGGGUCUUGAUUUCAUGAAGCCAUCGUAGCAUUACAUGUAUGUGCAUUCUAACUACAAUAGCACUCAGUGGGGGAGACGUAUUCUUGCUGUGGUAGUUACAUGCACCUAACGCUACAAGAGCUCUGCGCAAGUGGCCUGUAUGUUCUGUAUUUGGUAUCAAAAAUCAUUCAUAUAUCUCUUGGUAUCUGACAGUUGUGCAUGGAACUUUUCAUGCUACAUUUAUUCUUAUAUCUGUGCUUUUUAUGUAUUGUUGGAUGAACUUUUUUAAAUAUACAUGUAUCUAUAUACAUAUCUAAAUGAAGAUGUGUUGCGCGGGCCAAAUUAUCACAUCAAUGUUUGCGUUUGAAUGACGCAAUAUCUUGCCUUUUUGAUACUGAAAAUAAUACAGUUCUCAUGUUGUCUUAUUUAGCCUUGCAUAUAACCAAUGUGAAUUUUAAAUUAACUAUAUUUUAUGGUUUACUAUUCCCAAGAAGCUUGCAACUCUCCUGGUGAGGCUCACAGCAAUGUUGACUUUUCUAUAUUUCAUUUUUGUAAGACUUGUUAAAGAUGCUCUGUGUACAAUU
This is a messenger RNA of Liolophura sinensis, 1837 nucleotides long. RefSeq names its product partitioning defective 6 homolog beta-like. The coding region runs from base 86 to 1090 and encodes 334 amino acids. The record is from RefSeq and is a predicted model, not a curated record. NCBI's taxonomy places the organism in Eukaryota, Metazoa, Mollusca, Polyplacophora, Chitonida, Chitonidae. The transcript is spliced from 3 exons. Gene Ontology annotation, molecular function: protein binding. Gene Ontology annotation, biological process: centrosome cycle; establishment or maintenance of cell polarity; regulation of cellular localization. Gene Ontology annotation, cellular component: apical plasma membrane; nucleus; cell cortex.